This is a messenger RNA of Melampsora larici-populina 98AG31, 249 nucleotides long. RefSeq lists its product as uncharacterized. NCBI's taxonomy places the organism in Eukaryota, Fungi, Basidiomycota, Pucciniomycetes, Pucciniales, Melampsoraceae. The transcript is spliced from 2 exons. The record is from RefSeq and is a predicted model, not a curated record. The coding region runs from base 1 to 249 and encodes 82 amino acids.
AUGAUUUCAGCUUUGUUCAUUCUUAAUCUCAAAGGUGAAGUCUUGAUCAGUAGGUUAUAUCGUCCAGAUGUCAAACGUUCAAUCGCCGAUAUCUUUCAAAUCCGCGUGAUCUCAAAUCCAGAUGUACGAUCACCUAUUAUCACCUUAGGAUCUACUUCAUUCUUUCAUGUUAGACAUCAAAAUUCAUAUUUAGCUGCUGUCACUAAAACCAAUGCAAAUGCUGUGAUUGUCUUUGAAUUUCUCUAUUGA